This is a messenger RNA of Pelagomonas calceolata, 1147 nucleotides long. Lineage: Eukaryota; Pelagophyceae; Pelagomonadales; Pelagomonadaceae. The record is from the annotation of a GenBank genome assembly.
GUUUCAAACGAGUCCGGGGACGGCGGAGCCCAACAGGUCCGAGCCAACUUCGCGCUUCCGAGUUGCUGUCGCCAAGCAGCCCAGCUCGUCCAGCUCUCUCCGCACGCAGGCUGCAGUGACAUGUCCAGUCGCCCGAUGAAAGAAAACAGACCGUCUAAGGCCCAAGCCGUAUUGGCUUUGGCUGGAACAGGGUUGUGCCUGGGCGCAAUUCUCUGCAUGAGCGGCGACGAUGCAUGGGAAAAUGCCGGCAAAAAUGCACGGCUAUCGCUGGGGAGCAUGCUGGGCCUCACUCCCAAGUCGAAAAAGGCCAAGAAGAGCAAAUACAAGUCGAAAACCAAAGCCGAGUCAACCACGACCAUGGCGAAGCAUGUGCUUGAGAAGAAGAAGAAAAAGAAAAAGAAGAAGACGACGACGACGACGACGAUAAAGAAGGCAGUCGAGGCGCAGGUGGAGGACGAGGCGCCGGACGCCACGACCGAGCCCACGAGGCCACCUCAAUCUCUACAUAUAGGCGGUAUCGGCACGCGGACGACGAUGGGCGUCGAGGCGCCUUUAAUGGACGCUUUAUCAUGGUCCACGGAAGACCAGGACGAAACCUCCGAGCCGGUCCACCCGUGCUUUGUUUUGCCUCCGGUUGAGCGCGGCUUCAAACGGAUCUUCUGUCGGAAGGCAACCGUGACGGUUCCCGGUUUCGAGCCCUUCAUUUUGGACAGCAUGGGCAUCGACGACGCCGACGGCUGCGUAAUGCCAAAAAUUCGAGUGGUCGCCGGUGAAGAAAACGGUGAGGUCACCCUAGACGAGUACGUCGUCGCGGUCCAAGAAAUGUACUACGAUGAACCCUUAGAUGAUGCCAACGCCAACGCCGACGUCGAUCUGAAGUUGGUGUUUACCUACAUGUAUACGCGGGCCAUGCUCGUUGAGCUCCAGGACGCGCCUUUGUCCACGGCAGACCUCGAUGGUCUCCACCCAGCCUUCGAUCACGAGCGAGAGCUCGCCGAGGCAGUCUCUUUCGAACAAGAGCUGACGUCGGUGGACAUGGUCCGGGGCUGCGUCCGCGUCGCCUGGUGCUCUGACGAUACGCGCGCAGACUACUUCUGCACACGCGAGCUCGACGACGAUCAUAUACGCAUGUCCGAGCGCGCCAUAA